AUGGCGAUGUUGACCAUUCUUCUGCUUCUCAGCGCUGCCAUUGCACUGAGCGAAGCCUUAACUCUGGAUGAAGCAAAUGCUAUGGUGGCAUCUGCAGCAGAUAAAAAAAUCCCAUGCCCCACAGGCUGGUUCCAGUUUAAUUCACGCUGCUUCAUGUUUGUCCAGACUGCAAGGACAUGGCCUGAAGCAGAGCGCCACUGUAUGUUCCUUGGAGCAAACCUGGCGUCUGUGCACAGCUCUGUGGAGUCCCAAUUUCUACAGGCGGUGGUGUUGAUCAAGACUGGCGAUUUCCCUCUGACCUGGAUUGGAGGAUAUGAUGCUGUUGAGGCAAAUGUGGAAAAGGACAGGCUAUGGUUCUGGAGUGACGGAUCUAAAUUUGAUCACCAGAACUGGGCGAAAGACGAGCCCAAUAACUAUCACGGUGCCAGAGAGCCAUGUGUUCAGAUGAACUUUGGAGGUAAACAUGCCUGGAAUGAUGAUUUAUGUGGAAGGAGAUAUCCCUCUGUGUGCUCCAUAAGGACCUGUUCAAUCCAUCAAACUAUCAACUGAAACCAAGCAUUCUACUGCGUAGUGUCAGCAACCUAACUGAACAAUGUUUAUGGUAAAAUCAAAUACUUUAUGAAGAUUAUUUGUUGCUGUGAAAUGAAAGUUUAGUUACUUGUUGCAGACAAUGUUGAUGUGGUUUGUUGUCAAUAAAACAGGUGUACACAU
Molecule: messenger RNA, 711 nt
Organism: Oncorhynchus nerka (sockeye salmon)
Lineage: Eukaryota; Metazoa; Chordata; Actinopteri; Salmoniformes; Salmonidae
Product: ladderlectin-like
Exons: 5
Coding region: 1-549 (182 amino acids)
Molecular function (GO): signaling receptor activity
Source: RefSeq, a predicted model, not a curated record